Trichogramma pretiosum is the source of this 1921-nucleotide messenger RNA. RefSeq names its product retinol dehydrogenase 14-like. NCBI's taxonomy places the organism in Eukaryota, Metazoa, Arthropoda, Insecta, Hymenoptera, Trichogrammatidae. The record is from RefSeq and is a predicted model, not a curated record. Bases 236 to 1435 code for a protein of 399 amino acids. The transcript has 7 exons.
GUUUCUGCUUGUAUGUAAAUAAAAUUGAAAAAAAGGUGUAAUAAUUAAAGUCUGCAAUUAUAUUUAUAAACUACUGAUUCUUUUUAGUUAUUAGUUUUGAUGAAAAUUGUGAAGGAAAAGAUACAUUAAGAUUUGUCGAUUAUUUAUUGACAAUCAAACAGAAUAAAAGCUCUCUUCUUUCGCUCGGCGCGCACACACACACACACACAGUCGAGCGCGCCGCUGUACCUACUCUAUGCCACGGUCAGGCUUCCAUGCCCGACGCCACAGCCAAAGCAGCCAAAGCAGCCAAAGCAGCAGUGUAAUCGCCGCAGUCGAGCAGGCCGCCUGCAACAACAACGCCAGUCGUCCGCGCAGUCGACCAGCAGCAGUGGGCAUGUUGUUUGCCUUGCCAGUGAUAUUUUGCUCCACCAUCAUGGUCGCCGUCGUCGGCUACUCGGCCCUGCGCCCCUUCAAGCUCAGAUUCGUCUACGACUUUUGCCGCAACCAUUUGAAUUACAAUUACGUGGCCAUCAGGAAUAUCGUGGAGGAUCGGCUACAGGCGAGAAACAAUAAGACGGAGUUGCCCAAAUUGACUGGCAAGGUGGCCGUGGUCACAGGCGGAGCUCGAGGAAUCGGCGUCGAAAUAGUUCGCAUGCUAUUGCAAUGCGACGUCGAAGUUGUGAUAGCUUGCCGUAACGAGUCAGCCGCGGAGAAAACCAUAGCCAGCAUCAGAAAAUCCGGCGUCACUGGCGGAAAGACAAGAGUCAUCAAGAUCGACAACGCGAACUUGGACUCGGUGAGGAAAUUCGUCGCGGAAUUCAAGAAGCACUACUCAAAAUUAGACAUCUUGAUCAACAAUGCCGGCAUCAUGUUCACGCCUUACGGCGAGACCGAGGACGGCUUCGAGAAUCAAUACGGCGUUAACUACCUGUCGCACUUCCUGCUGACGCUGCUGCUCGUGCCGCUGCUGAGCAAGGCCGGCACCGACGAGCGAUACUCGCGCGUCGUCAACGUGUCGUCGUGCGCCCACCUCUUGGGCGACAUUCGAUUCGACGACAUCAAUCACAAGAAAAACUUCAUUACCGGCGAAGCUUACGCCCAGAGUAAACUGGCUCAGCUGCUGUUCACGAAAAAACUCGCCAAGCUGUUCAGCGAGAAGCGACUGCCGAUACAGGUGAACGCUGUCCAUCCGGGAGUCGUGGCUACCGAUCUGUUCGACUACUCGUAUCUCUAUUACUUCAAGCCCCUGAGCAAGAUAUUUUUCAAGACUCCCGUGGAAGGCGCCACGCCCAUAGUCUACGCGGCGGUGAAUCCGACCAUCGAGAAGAAGUCCGGCAUGUACAUAAGCAAUUGUCAAGAUUCGCCCAUAAAUCCAUUGGCCGACGACGAGACGCUUCAGAAUCAAUUGUUCGAUUUGUCGCUCAAGCAGACCCAGAUCGAUGCUACCUUUUGAGCCCACCUUUUUCAUUUAUCUUUAGCGAAUUUAAAGAGCCAGUUGAAUUUUCUUAAAAGUGGAAUAGUUACCACUGAUAGUGAAGUAGUGCGUUUAUUUCGACCUUUAAAAAAGCGUCGAAUAUAGAUUUCUAUUCAUAUAGUAAAGGUGUACAUAUCGAUUCUUUUAUGAGAUAUAUAUAUCCAAGCGGGAGUGAAGAAGUAUUUUCAUAAUAUUACUGCGAUGUAAAUACAAGUAUCAUUCCGAAAAUUUUUCUAUUUAAACUUAAGUGGCUGUUGCGAGUUCGCAGCAAAAACUCGUUGAUUCCAUUUUUCAAUCUUAUAAAAAAAGCAUUGUUACUUAGCAACGUAAUUGCAUUAUUUUUUGUACCAAUUAAAAAAAUUGAGAGCUGUGUUAAUCCACUGAAUCACACUAUUUUCAGUAUUUUAAUUUAUACUUUAUACGUACUUUCAAGUAUAUUUUGCACUCGAAUAAUUUAUUUACGUU